Molecule: messenger RNA, 1224 nt
Organism: Malassezia vespertilionis
Lineage: Eukaryota; Fungi; Basidiomycota; Malasseziomycetes; Malasseziales; Malasseziaceae
Gene: SSN3
Product: [pyruvate dehydrogenase (acetyl-transferring)] kinase
Exons: 2
Coding region: 1-1224 (407 amino acids)
Biological process (GO): protein phosphorylation
Cellular component (GO): mediator complex; nucleus
Molecular function (GO): RNA polymerase II CTD heptapeptide repeat kinase activity; cyclin-dependent protein serine/threonine kinase activity; ATP binding
Source: RefSeq, a predicted model, not a curated record
AUGCCUGCGGAUCGCUCCGUGGUGCCAGCGUCUGCAAGCGCGGCGGAUAUCAUGCGCGCUUAUAGGUCGAUGCGCACGGCGUACCGACGCCCAGUACUCUCGCGCUACCGCGUGCUUGGAUUUUUGAGCAGUGGUACAUAUGGCCGCGUGUACAAAGUCCAGGAACUUGUGCCGAGCGGCCCUGGGCGCGAUGCGCGGAUCUAUGCAAUCAAGAAGUUCAAGCCAGAUCGCGAAGGCGAUACACAGACAUACACAGGAAUCAGCCUUAGUGCGAUCCGUGAGAUUGCACUGAAUCGUGAGCUGCGGCACGAAAAUGUCGUGUGGCUGCGCGAAGUGCUCCUCGAGGAAAAUGCUAUUUUUUUGGUGUACGAGUUCGUUGACCACGAUUUUUUGCAGAUCAUACACCAUCAUCUCACUGUUCUACGUACGCCGAUCAAUGGUGCCGUGAUCAAGUCGCUCAUGUGGCAGCUCUUGAAUGGCGUCCAGUAUCUACACGCGAAUUGGAUUAUGCAUCGCGACUUGAAACCCGCGAAUAUUCUCAUUACUGCGCGCGGAGUUGUCAAGAUUGGCGACUUGGGACUUGCGCGUGUGUAUGCAGACCCGAUGAUUUCCUUGUACUCCACAGAUAUGGUUGUUGUUACGAUUUGGUACCGCGCGCCGGAGCUCUUGCUUGGCGCGCGCCAUUAUACCCCCGCCAUCGAUCUUUGGGCCGCCGGGUGCAUUUGGGGUGAGCUUGCGGCGCUGCGUCCCAUGUUCAAAGGCGAGGAGGUGCGCAUGGGUGCAAGAGUAAAAGUAGUUCCCCUGCAAACAAACCAACUUGGCAAGAUUGUGGAUAUUCUGGGCACGCCGAACCACGAGCGGUGGCCAACAAUAGACACAAUGCCCGACUAUGCAGAGUGGCAGCGCGUGCGUGGUGGGGACAAUGUGCCACCAACGCUGUACCAGUGGUAUGCAGACCGCACAGGCACUGCUGCGGGCUACGACUUGUUUGAUAAGCUGCUGCAGUACGACCCUGCGCAGCGCUUGACCGCUGCCGCCGCGCUGCGGCACCCAUGGUUUGCAGAGGAUCCACUGCCUACGGCCAAGUACGUAUCGCUACAGACUAAUGCCAGUGCAUUCCAAUUUCUGCCGCAAGGCCGGUCGUCGUAUCCCCCUGGAAAAGUCACUGUCGGCGCUACCCACCCUGUAGCGCCAGCGCCGCCGAAGCGCACGCGCGAAGUGUAG